Molecule: messenger RNA, 1432 nt
Organism: Eriocheir sinensis (Chinese mitten crab)
Lineage: Eukaryota; Metazoa; Arthropoda; Malacostraca; Decapoda; Varunidae
Product: protocadherin Fat 1-like
Exons: 7
Coding region: 183-512 (109 amino acids)
Biological process (GO): homophilic cell-cell adhesion
Cellular component (GO): plasma membrane
Molecular function (GO): calcium ion binding
Source: RefSeq, a predicted model, not a curated record
CCCUUCCCAGGCAAUCUAUACACUGAGACACCCCUGGAUUGUGAGUCCCUGCCCGUGCACAGCCUCAAGGUGCCUGUGAUGGACGAGGGGGGCCGGGCCAGCUUCACGGCGGUGCAUGUGCCGGUGCGCGACAGGAACGAAAACCCACCAGUCUUUACGCUGCUGGAGUACCAGGCACUGACAUGGCUCCCAGGACGAUCACUCUCAAGGUUGAGGCCAGUGAAGGGGUCAACAGUGAAGUGAGGUACUGCAUGUAUGAAGCCAACAGUUCCGAGGCCCUGGAGCUCUUCCCGGUCAACCCAACCACCGGCGAGGUCACUGCGGCCCAGAGCAUCCACAGCCAAGAGAAUGAAAUGUACCAGUUCUUCAUCCGUGGUGAGGAUAGCGGCUCCCCACACCACCACGCAGAUGUGCUGGUUACCAUCUUCCUGCUGCCCCCGCACGAGGACCCCCGCACUGUGCCAGGAAGCAUGCACAGUUCUUCAUCAGGGAGGACGCCCCAAUCGGUGUGAUAAGCAUAGGCGCUGAGGUGGACUUUGGGCACGUGCAGCAGGUGGUAACGAUGGUCGUGGCCACAGACGGAGGGGUGCCGCCACUGUCCGCCACGGCCCUGGUCAAUUUAACGAUCACCGAUGUGAACGACAACUCCCAGGUCUUCACGCUGCCGUCCUGCACCGCCACGGUCAGGGAGGAUGCACUGCAGGGGGCCAGUGUGCUGCAGGUCUCGGCCAAUGACGUCGACUACAGCGUAAGCAGCUUAGUCCGCUACAGCAUCAGGGCGGGAAACGAUGACCACUGCUUAACCAUUGACGACCACACUGGAAUUAUCACCGUCGUCAAGAAACUGGAUAGGGAGAAGGUUGCACAGUACCAGUUGACGGUGGGUGGCAGGGAGUUGGGCAGCCCCAGCAACACUGCCAUCACCCAGGUCACUAUCCAGGUGGGCGACAUCAAUGACAACGCCCCCAAGUUCACGCAAGACAACUAUGCCGUGAUCGUUCAGAUUUGGAGGAAGAAGAGGAGGAGGAAGAGAUAACAAGAGGAACAGAAGAAGGAAGAAGGAGAAGAAGAAGUAAUCUCUCUCUCUCUCUCUCACAAACACACACACACACACACACAGUAAGUAAAACACACAAUUUCUUCUUAAUUUCAAAAACUUUAUUAAUAUAUAUUUUGACAACGUCCAAUCAGGUUCCACAGACUGGCUCCUCCCCGAACCCUUCUGUGGGGGCAUAAUUUGAGCCCCAUAGAAGGCCGGGGGAAGAUCUCGCCUAUGGAACCUUAUACACAGACAUACAUAUAUACACACAGAGAGUACCUCCACACACACUUUCCUUCCUCCUCCUCCUCCUCUUCCUCCUCUUGAUGUGGCAGUGUCAGGAGAGGAGAUCACCUGGGAGAUUGAACAAGUCCUGGAGAUAUUGAAGAAUAU